AUGUUCGAUCCGCUCAACCAUAAAGAUAUCGCAGCAGAUUGGACCGUCAAGUCUACGCCGUAUGCACUGCUUUCCCACACCUUCACACUCGUCAGUUCAACGCGUUCUCGGCUACUGAUUGUAGAUUGCUUGUGCAAUAUGCUCAGAAUGCUCAUCGUCUAUUCCCCAGAAUCACUCCUCUCUGCCGUUUGGCUUUGUACGAAUGCAAUUGCACCACCGUUCGAGAAUACUGAGCUUGGUCUCGGUGAGAGCAUCAUUGGCAAGGGCAUCAAAGCAGUCUCUGGCGUCAAGUCUCUCAAAGCCCUGUACAAUAAGCACGGCGACGCAGGCGACGUUGCCUUUGAAGCAAAGGCGAAAGUCAGGACAAUCUUGAAACCAGCGCCCUUGACCAUCAGUGGCGUUUACAAAAGUCUGCGAGAGAUUUCCUCCUCCAAGGGAACAGGCUCAGGAGAAAAGAAGCAGAAGAUUGUAGAACGACUAUUGCUUUCUGCUCGUGGCGAAGAGGUUCGAUUUGUGACCCGAACGUUGGUCUGUCAUCUUCGAAUCGGUGCAGUCAAGACAACUAUGCUCAUUGCCCUAGCGCGUGCCUUCUCACUCAACAAGCCCUCAGACAGCACAGCAAUAUUGACUCCCAAUCUGAUGGCGUUAGCCAAAGAUCCUCGACAAGAAAUCUUCAAGACUUCAGAGCAAAUUGUCAAGCAGUCGUUUGCUCGCCGACCCAACUACAACUUACUUGUGCCAGAUCUGUGUGCUGGCGGGAUCGAGCAGCUCUUGUCGGGGCCAGACAUCUCGAUUGGCACACCCAUCAAGCCAAUGCUGGGUCUCAUCACGCGAGACCUGAACGACAUGUUUACGCGUCUUGCUGGUCAAGCUUAUACCUGCGAAUACAAGUACGACGGUCAACGUGCACAGCUCCAUUGCAGCGAAUCAGGGCAAGUGAGUAUCUUUAGUCGACAUCUGGAACGUAUGACGGAAAAGUAUCCAGAUCUUUGCAGCUUGGUGCCGGAUAUAAAGUCCGAUCAAGUUCGUUCGUUUGUGCUCGAAGGGGAAGUCGUUGCUUGGGACAAGCUGGUGGGUAUGCAAAACUUUCAAUCUCUUGCAGCGCGUGCAAGGAAGAACGUUGAAGCUGGUACUGUCAAGCAACAGGUAUGUCUUUUUGGCUUUGAUCUCAUGUUCCUCAAUGGCGAGUCUCUACUCAACAAAUCGCUCAGGGAACGGCGUGAUAUCUUCAAAACACAUUUUCGUGAAGUUGAGGACCGAUUCACAUUUGUCAAGUCUAUCGAUUGCCCUGAAAACAGUGAAGAGGAUGUUCUUGCAUUCUACAAGGCUGCUACAGAUAACAAAUGCGAAGGCAUCAUGGCGAAGCUACUCGAGAAUGAAGUUCCUAUCGAAGCUGCAGUCGAGGAAAAAGAAGCACCAAAACGCAGUGGUCGUAAAAAGGCACUCUUGGCGACUUACACGCCUGAUCAGCGUCUCGAAUCUUGGCUCAAGGUGAAGAAGGACUAUGAUGCCGGUGCUGACUCGCUUGACUUGAUACCCAUCGGUGCAUGGCACGGCUCUGGUCGCAAGGCUAAUUGGUGGUCUCCUAUUCUACUGGCUGUUCGCGACAAGGAAACAGGUAUGCUGCAAGCAGUUUGUAAAUGCAUCUCAGGCUUUACUGAUGUCUUUUACAAAGAUCUCAAAGUCAAGUACGCGGAAGACGCCGAAACGACUUUUCAAGGCGACAUGCCAGGCGAUGUGGAUUCUCCUCUACAUCCUGAUUACUGGUUUGUGCCACAAGAAGUAUGGGAAGUGCGUAUGGCAGACAUCACAUUAUCACCUGUGUAUCGAGCUGGUAUUGGUCUUGUGUCUGAAGAACGAGGCCUCAGCAUCCGUUUUCCGCGAUUCAUGAAGCGUCGUGAGGACAAGUCCAUUGAGGAAGCAUCGACAGGCGAAGAAUUGGCUUACAUGUUUCAGCAACAAGAAAAGCGUAGCGAUGCGCCAGUCAAGGAUGACUUUGACGAAGAUUGA
Messenger RNA from Protomyces lactucae-debilis, 2010 nucleotides. Its product is annotated as ATP-dependent DNA ligase. The transcript has a single exon. Gene Ontology annotation, molecular function: DNA binding; DNA ligase (ATP) activity; ATP binding. Gene Ontology annotation, biological process: DNA biosynthetic process; double-strand break repair via alternative nonhomologous end joining; DNA recombination. Lineage: Eukaryota; Fungi; Ascomycota; Taphrinomycetes; Taphrinales; Protomycetaceae. Gene Ontology annotation, cellular component: DNA ligase III-XRCC1 complex. Bases 1 to 2010 code for a protein of 669 amino acids. The record is from RefSeq and is a predicted model, not a curated record.